UCACGCACCCUUGGCUCGUACGCAAUUUUUUUUAUUUUGAGCAAAACAGCAGUUAGUAUGGGAGGUUCCUUCAAAAACUACGACAACCAGAGUCAUGAGGUUAGUGAAGAAGAAUCUGAGAAUUACCCUUAUCACCACCAUGCACCACUUGUUAUGCAUGUAAAUGUGAACAACAAUUCUCAUUCCAACAUUGCAACUACUACUUCUGCUCUUUCUAACAAACGUUCCACUGUGAGAAUUCUGUGCAAAGCAGCACCAAAUUUUUCUCUUUCCAUUCGGGACGGCAAGGUCAUUCUUGCACCUGCGGAUCCAAGCGACGCGUACCAGCAUUGGUAUAAGGACGAGAGGUACAGCUCUAUGGUGAAGGAUGAAGAGGGGUACCGUGCUUUUUGUCUAGUGAACAAAGCAACCAAUGAGGUCAUGAAGCAUUCCAUUGCUGACUCUCACCCAGUUCGGUUGGUGCCAUACAAUCCAGAGUAUUUGGAUGAGUCUAUUAUGUGGACUGAGGCCAGUGACCUGGGUAAUGGCUACAGAGCCAUUAGGAUGGCAAAUAAUAUUCAUUUGAAUAUGGAUGCUUUAAAAGGUAUAAAAGAACUUGGAGGGGUCCAAGACGGCACAAUUGUUGCGCUGUGGAAAUGGAAUGAUGGCGACAACCAGAAAUGGAAGGUUGUACCAUAUGGUGAUGAGGACUCUGCUAUUGAUGCUGACCACAGUCUAAUGCGGAGGCUGGAUCGCUUGGAGUUGAACAUGCAGGCGAUGUUCGAUGCUCAGCAAAAGUACCUUGAGGGCUUGUCUAAACGUUUUGGUAAUGAAAAAUUAUCUGGUUAUUAAGUAUCUGUAUGUUAAGUUAUACACUUUUUUUAAGUGAUUAAAAUUAAAAGUUCA
Messenger RNA from Glycine soja, 885 nucleotides. RefSeq names its product ricin B-like lectin R40G3. Bases 58 to 831 code for a protein of 257 amino acids. The transcript has 4 exons. The record is from RefSeq and is a predicted model, not a curated record. Lineage: Eukaryota; Viridiplantae; Streptophyta; Magnoliopsida; Fabales; Fabaceae.